Saprolegnia parasitica CBS 223.65 is the source of this 2406-nucleotide messenger RNA. RefSeq lists its product as hypothetical. NCBI's taxonomy places the organism in Eukaryota, Oomycota, Saprolegniomycetes, Saprolegniales, Saprolegniaceae. Gene Ontology annotation, biological process: GPI anchor biosynthetic process. The record is from RefSeq and is a predicted model, not a curated record. Gene Ontology annotation, molecular function: mannose-ethanolamine phosphotransferase activity. The transcript has 7 exons. Bases 1 to 2406 code for a protein of 801 amino acids.
AUGGUCCGGCGCCUCAUUCGAAAUCUCAUGCUGGUUUGGUCGACGGCGCGGGUCGGCGCCAUCUGCGGCGCAGCUGUCCUCGCGGCCUUCCUCGGCGCCAGCGGCCUCUUCGGCCUCGACCUCGACGUCUUCCACGCGCCGCUCUCCAAGGCAGCGCCGCCAAGCAGCGUGCCACCGGCCAUGCCGCCUGUCUUUGACCGGCUCGUCUUUGUCGUCGUCGACGCACUCCGCGCCGACAUGGUGCUCGGGUCUGCCGCCGUCCAGCACGCCCAUGCGACCGAGGAGCUGCGGUCGUACAUGCCGUACACGGCGCAGCUCGCUUCGUCACCAGAGAGCAUCCCGUACAUUGGCCACGCGGCCGUGCCCACAGUGACCAUGCCGCGACUCAAGGCGCUCACAACAGGCAAGAAGCCGGCCUUUAUCGACGUUUUGCGCAACUUCAACUCGAAAGCGCUCGAGGAAGACAGCCUCCUCGCGCAGCUCGCCGCAGCGGGCCGACGCAUGGUGCUCUACGGCGACGAGACGUGGCUGCAACUGUUUCCGACAGCGUUCCUCCGAUCGGAUCCGACGUCCGGCUUCUUCGCCCUCGACACGGUCGAAGUCGACACGAACGUGACGCGGCAUCUCCACGAGGAGCUCGACCCGACGAUGACGUCGCCCAAAAGCAGCGACUGGGACGCUCUCUUUCUGCACUACCUCGGCGUGGACCACAUUGGGCAUCUCACGGGCCCGCACUCGCCGCUCAUGCGCGCCAAGCUCUCGGAAAUGGAUGCCACCAUCGAGUCGAUCCAUGUGUCGAUUCGAGCCCAGGACGUGGCGCGCAACGGAUCCACGUUGCUCGUGCUACUCUCCGACCACGGCAUGACCGAGACGGGCAACCACGGCGGCGCGUCCAUCGAAGAGUCGUCGGCGCUGCUGCUCUUCGUGCUACCGCCAUCCCAUCGCGCCGUCCACCACUCGGAUCGCUUGACGCGCACGCCACAGGUCGACCUCGUUCCGACGUUGGCGACGCUCCUUGGCGUGCCGAUUCCGGUGCACAACACGGGCAAGGUCCUAACGUCCGUCCUGGACGCGGCGGUUCGUGACGACGCACGCGUCAUCGCCGCGCUCCAGGCCAACGUGCACCAACUGCGCGCAUUAGCCGCACCAAAGCACUCGGCCAAGUUUUGGGCCAGCUUUGCCCACGACUUUGGCUUCGCUCUGGACUGGCACGUCGCAAGCACGAGCAUCCCACUGGCGCUGGCGCGCCGCCGCAUGGAAGCCGCCUUGUCGUCGCUGCAAGCCAUCGUGUUGACGAGCGACGGCAGCGAGUAUACCACGGAGCACAUGCUUUGUGGCAUUCUUGUCGGACUGCUCGGACUCGUGCUGGCUUGCCGCCUGGAUGUGCUGCUACUGCGGCGCCCGUCGCGCUACGAGCUGUGCCUUGGCUUCUGGACGCUGCUCCAGCUCAUUAGCCUCGGCUCGAGCUCGUCGAUCGAGAACGAACACGUGGUGUGGAACGUGCUCUUGGUCUCGUACCUCAUGUGGCUCGCCAUCGAUGUCUUCCUGACAAAGCGUCGCCGCGGCGUCUGGCUCGCGUGGCUGCUCGUGCCUCUCACUGCCCGACUCCUUCGCAGCCGCAACCAAAUCAUCAACUUUGGCCGGCUCAACGGCUUUGACGUCGCGGCGGGUGUCAACCGGGACGGCCUCGAGUACGAGCACGACAAUGCCGUCUCGAUCUUGACGACGCGGUCACUGGUGUACGGUAUCAUUUCGCUGCCGGCCGAGCGUGUCCUUGCUUCCGCCUACGUUCUGCUGGCCGAGCUCGCGCGAUCGACGUCCUCGCCGGUUGCCCUGAAGGCGGCGUGGACCAUCGGGAUGGUCGCGACCGUGGUCUUUUCAAUGACGGCCGUCGACGCAGCAGCCCACACUGUCUAUGCGAGCGUCGUGGUCGAGGCUGGCGCUGCGCUCUGGCAUCGGACGUCGCCCAUGAAGGCCCUCUGGCUCCUCGCCUUUCUUCUGCAGCGGGAUACCAACCUCAUGGCGCUUGCGCUCCUGCAUGUGCAGCUCGAUGCUGCGACCUGCCUCGUGCAGGCACUGGACGUGCUCCGCGCCUUGCCGCUGGUCGUCUACCUCUCGAAAGCGAGCUUCUUCGCCCUCGGCAACUCGCAUCUCAUGACGACGAUCGACAUUUCAAAAGCGUACACGGGCUUGUCGUCGUACUCGCAGGUUCUCGUCGGCGGGCUCACGGCCUAUAUCGUCUUUACGGGCCCGCUCCUCGUGCUGAGCUCGCAGCUCGCGGCCGUGCGCAACGUCCGGAGCCUCAUCGCUGGCUACUGGACGCUCGAGCUCGGCAGCUUCACUGUCUACAGGUACGCGCGGCCUGUGUCCAGGCCUGCGAUCUCCAUUUAUUCCGGCGUGCUCUAG